AUGGCAAAGGUCUUCGACGCUGCAGAAGUUGCGAAGCACAACACGCCGGAGAGCUGCUGGGUGAUUCUAUACGGCAAGGUCUAUGAUGUCACCGAUUUUCUGUCAAGUCACCCCGGUGGUGCCAAGAUAAUUCUGAAGCUCUCAGGCAAGGAUGCCACCGAGGAAUAUGACCCUAUUCACCCUCCGGGUACUCUAGAGGAAGAACUCAAACCAGAGUCUUGCCUUGGAACAGUGGAUCCAAACACAUUACCCAAGGAUGAGACACCAGCAAAGCCCCAGGAGCCGGCGGCAGGACCCCCUCCUAUGCAAAAUCUCCUCAACCUAGACGAAAUCGAAGAAGUAGCCACGAAGCAAGUUAGCCAAAAAGCAUGGGCCUAUUACUAUUCGGCAUCGGACGACAAAUUCUCCAAGCGCUUUAACACCGAGGUCUACCGAUCUAUUCUUCUGCGGCCGAGAGUUUUUGUUGACUGCACCAAGUGCGACUUGGAUACAUCAGUGCUGGGACACAAAUUGGGAAUACCCAUCUAUGUGUCUCCCGCGGCCAUGGCCCGUCUCGGCCAUCCUUCCGGCGAAGCGGGUAUUGCGGAGGCAUGCCGAAGCUUCGGUGCCAUGCAAGUCAUUUCCAACAAUGCAUCAAUGACUCCAGAACAGAUUGUCAAAGAUGCAGCUCCAGACCAGGUCUUCGGCUGGCAGCUCUAUGUGCAGAUUGACCGAAAGAAAAGCGAGGCGAUGCUGGCACGUAUCAAGAAGCUCAAGGCUAUCAAGUUCAUUGUUCUUACUCUCGAUGCCCCCGUACCGGGUAAGCGUGAAGAGGAUGAGCGAAACAGUCUCGUGGGCGCCUCAGCACCCGUAUCAAGUGGCGUGAAGGCUGCUGAGCGCACGGCUGAUGACACUCCCGAUGUGAGUGGAUCGGGCGGAGCUGGGGGUGUUGGCCAGCAGCUGUUUGCCGGAACCGACCCGUCCUUGACAUGGCAGGAGACUCUGCCCUGGUUGGCCAAGCAUACCGAUCUGCCUAUUAUUCUCAAGGGUCUGCAAACCCAUGAGGAUGCAUACCUUGCCUCAUUGCACGCCCCGCAGGUUAGGGGAAUCAUCCUCUCUAACCAUGGUGGCCGGGCCUUGGAUACUGCCCCGCCAGCCGUGCACACUCUCUUGGAGAUUCGCAAAUACUGCCCCGAGGUCUUCGAUAAGCUCGAGGUCCACGUCGAUGGCGGUAUUCGUCGUGGCACAGACGUUGUGAAGGCGCUCUGCCUUGGAGCUAAGGCAGUUGGUCUUGGACGCCCUGCUCUGUGGGGUCUGGCAGCCGGUGGCCCUGACGGCGUUCGCAGGACAUUGCAGAUUCUUGUCGACGAAACCAAGACUUGCAUGCGCCUCCUCGGUGUGGAGACUGUGGAUGCGCUCGGUCCCCAACAUAUCAACACCCGAAUGGUCGAACAGCAGAUUUACGACGGUCCCUCUGCUCUCGGCUCUUUACGAAGUGCUUUCCGGGCGAAGCUUUAG
Penicillium subrubescens is the source of this 1497-nucleotide messenger RNA. Its product is annotated as FMN-dependent alpha-hydroxy acid dehydrogenase. The transcript is spliced from 5 exons. NCBI's taxonomy places the organism in Eukaryota, Fungi, Ascomycota, Eurotiomycetes, Eurotiales, Aspergillaceae. The record is from RefSeq and is a predicted model, not a curated record. Gene Ontology annotation, molecular function: oxidoreductase activity; heme binding. Bases 1 to 1497 code for a protein of 498 amino acids.